This is a messenger RNA of Equus caballus (horse), 6966 nucleotides long. RefSeq names its product solute carrier family 23 member 2 (gene SLC23A2). Gene Ontology annotation, biological process: transmembrane transport; L-ascorbic acid metabolic process. Gene Ontology annotation, cellular component: membrane. NCBI's taxonomy places the organism in Eukaryota, Metazoa, Chordata, Mammalia, Perissodactyla, Equidae. The record is from RefSeq and is a predicted model, not a curated record. Gene Ontology annotation, molecular function: transmembrane transporter activity.
GCCCCUCGGCGGCGCCAUUUUGCAGGCGGCUGUCGCGGGGACCGGAGGCGGCGGCAGCGGCGGCAGCGGCGGCGGCGGCUGGCACUGCGGCGCCGAGCGCUGCAGCGGCAGGACGGGAGCCCGGCGAGCGGCAGCCAGCUAGGUCUUGACUCUGCUAACCGGGCCUCCCCAUGUGGUUUUGACCUUGGACCUCGGCAGGACAAGGAGAUGUAGCUCAGCGGCUGGUACCGGGAAGCGUAUGGACAGGUGCAUGUCACAGCAUUUAGGGUCUAAGAGAUGGCGCUUGUCGGGGUCAGCUCUGCCUGAGAAUUGGGUGCUCCAGGCUCUGGACAGCCACCUCUGAUCCUGGGCUCCUCGCUUGAACACGCCUUCCCUUCCAGCCACUCCAGUCCAACAGCCAGACCACUCGUUUUCUCUUAAUGAUGGGAAUCGGCAAGAACACGACAUCCAAAUCUGUGGAGGCUGGGAGUUCCACCGAAGGCAAAUAUGAAGACGAAGCGAAGCACCCCGCUUUCUUCACCCUCCCGGUGGUGAUAAACGGAGGUGCCACGUCCAGCGGUGAACAGGACAAUGAAGACACUGAGCUCAUGGCAAUCUACACGACAGAAAAUGGCAUUGCAGAAAAGAGCUCUCUCGCGGAGACCUUGGAUAGCACUGGCAGUCUAGACCCCCAGAGAUCGGACAUGAUUUACACCAUAGAAGACGUUCCUCCCUGGUACCUGUGCAUAUUUCUGGGGUUGCAGCACUACCUGACAUGCUUCAGUGGCACAAUUGCGGUGCCCUUCCUGCUCGCCGACGCCAUGUGCGUGGGCUACGACCAGUGGGCCACCAGCCAGCUCAUCGGGACCAUUUUCUUCUGUGUGGGAAUCACGACAUUGCUGCAGACAACGUUUGGAUGCAGGUUACCCCUGUUUCAGGCCAGUGCUUUUGCAUUUCUGGCCCCUGCUCGAGCCAUCCUGUCUUUAGAUAAAUGGAAAUGUAACACCACAGAUGUUUCAGUUGCCAAUGGAACAGCAGAACUGUUACACACAGAGCACAUCUGGUAUCCCCGAAUACGCGAGAUCCAGGGAGCCAUCAUCAUGUCCUCAUUGAUAGAAGUGGUCAUCGGCCUCCUGGGCCUGCCUGGGGCUCUGCUGAAAUACAUCGGGCCCCUGACCAUCACGCCCACGGUGGCCCUCAUUGGCCUCUCUGGUUUCCAGGCGGCAGGAGAGAGAGCGGGAAAGCACUGGGGCAUCGCCAUGCUGACAAUUUUCCUAGUUUUACUGUUUUCUCAGUAUGCCAGAAAUGUUAAAUUUCCUCUCCCAAUUUACAAAUCCAAGAAAGGAUGGACUGCAUACAAGUUACAGCUUUUCAAAAUGUUCCCUAUCAUCCUGGCCAUCCUUGUAUCCUGGCUGCUCUGCUUCAUCUUCACGGUGACAGAUGUCUUCCCUCCUGACAGCACGAAGUACGGCUUCUACGCUCGGACGGAUGCCAGGCAGGGCGUGCUCCUGGUAGCCCCGUGGUUUAAGGUCCCGUACCCAUUCCAGUGGGGACUGCCCACCGUCUCUGCAGCUGGCGUCAUCGGCAUGCUCAGCGCGGUGGUCGCCAGCAUUAUCGAGUCCAUCGGGGACUACUACGCCUGUGCCAGGCUGUCCUGCGCCCCACCGCCUCCCAUCCAUGCUAUAAACAGGGGGAUUUUCGUGGAGGGUCUCUCCUGUGUUCUGGAUGGCAUAUUUGGUACUGGGAAUGGCUCUACUUCAUCCAGUCCCAACAUUGGAGUUUUGGGAAUUACUAAGGUCGGCAGUCGCCGGGUGAUACAGUACGGUGCGGCCCUCAUGCUGGGGUUGGGCAUGAUCGGCAAGUUCAGCGCCCUCUUCGCCUCCCUUCCAGACCCUGUGCUUGGCGCCCUCUUCUGUACUCUCUUUGGGAUGAUCACAGCUGUUGGACUCUCCAACCUUCAGUUCAUCGAUCUGAAUUCUUCCCGGAACCUCUUUGUGCUUGGAUUUUCAAUCUUCUUUGGGCUCGUCCUUCCAAGUUACCUCAGACAGAACCCUCUCGUCACAGGGAUAUCAGGAAUCGAUCAAGUGUUGAACGUUCUUCUCACAACUGCCAUGUUUGUAGGAGGCUGUGUGGCUUUUAUUUUGGAUAACACCAUCCCAGGUACUCCAGAGGAACGAGGAAUCAGGAAGUGGAAGAAGGGCGUGGGCAAAGGGAGCAAGUCGCUCGAUGGCAUGGAAUCCUAUGAUUUGCCGUUUGGCAUGAACAUUAUUAAAAAAUACAGAUGCUUCAGCUACUUACCCAUCAGCCCGACCUUUGCGGGCUACACCUGGAAAAGCCUCGGGAAGAGCGCAAACAGCCGGAGUUCCGACGAGGACUCCCAGGCCACGGUAUAGCCAUAGCUCGCCCUGUGGCCCGGCCGCAGUGAGGCGUGAAGCUGUAGUUCCUUGCUGAGUAACAAGCAGUAACAUAUAUGUUUGUAUAUCUGCAUUUACAUUCUGCAUCCCAGAGCUGAGACAGGUUACAAAUAGCUUUUUUGUUGUGGGUAGUGAUUAUGUCUGAUAGGAUGUCUCACUUCUCUCCUUAUUUAAGCCCUGACCCCUUGCCCUUGAGAGCAUUCACUGCUGGCCAUGGUCACUGAACUUGAAGGUCCUGUCCUCCUGUGGGAGUGGAUGUUUGAAAUCCGCAGUGAUUCCUGGUUUUCAGUCCCCUUCCACCACCCCGUGCUAGCUUUCCUACAAGCCGCCUCCAGGGUCCGGGGGCCUUCUGUUCCGGACGCACCUGAACCAGCUUGUUUUUUUAUUUGACCUCGGCCUGAACUGCAGAGACCACCUCUGAUCAAGGGGCACCAGUAUCCUCCCAUUGUCACAACUGACAGGUCAUAUGUGAUUCUGUGUUGCCUGAUCCUCCUGUAAGAAGAGGCCGUUGACCUGAUUGAAAACUGACGUGGUUACCCCGUGCCCAGAUCUGUGCAUGAGUAAGAUCUGUACAGAUACUAUUAAGAUGGAAAUCUGUUUAGGGGCUUGAGGGGGAAGGGAAAGUACCUUGAAAUCAGUAUCUGAUUUUCAACUGCUCUUUCUUGGUGCCACCCAGGUCCAGGCUGGGCCAGCACAUUUGAUACUGGCCUCUUUUUCACUGGUAGCUGAGACAUUCCAUCUGGCAUUUAUCACUCCUGGCUGGUAUGAUGGGUAUAGAGUGCCACACAAGGGCACCAAGCAGACGUUCGUGGGAGCCUUAGCUCUGCUGUCAUGUGGAUGUCAGUUAUUGUCACGCGUGUCUAUAAUUACAAGAUUUUAUUCCUAUUUAAUGUUAUUGACUAUAGCAGAUUUUUGAAAUCAGUGUUUUUCCAUGUGAUCCUCUUACCUUGCAUCCCUAUUACUUGUCCCCCACUCCCCUUCCCCUUAUUAAGAAAAGAACCAGCAUUUGUAAAGCUGUGGACACCAUCAGGGAAGCUUGUUGUCAUGGCUUUUGAAAGCCAGUAACCAUUGUUGUGGUUGUGUUUUGUAUUGCUUGAUACCACAAAAGUGUAAAUACUGUAAUGCCUAAUCUAUUUAUCAAAACUGACUACUGGACCAGAGCCCAGAAACCGUGGGUUAAGUUAUACGUGAAUUUGUUUUGUGAAGAAGGGAAGCUGGGGCAGGUAACAAACAGAGCCGCCAUAUUGAAUGGUCCGGCCACCUGGUAAAUUCGUCACUUGCAGUUCUAUUGCAAGCCAUUUCUGUGGGUUGCCCUGUUGCAUGUCCACUGAAUCUUGAUUUUGCAGAGAGGAAGAUUAGAUCCCCUGGUCAAAUGCUGCCUUUCUUGUUUAAGUUAAAGCAGAAGGUGGUGAGAAAAGCAGCCUGCAGGCCCCCUCUGUUGAGUUCUAAUGAAUAACACUAAAUUCCUUCUGAAAAAAAUAACGUCUGUUGAAUUUGGUUUGAGAUUUUUCAGCCAAAGGAAAAGCCUCACUUGAUGAGGUUGUGCUUCUUAAGUAUUUGCUGACCUGGUUGAGUCUUAGAUGGCGUUGGGCAUUCCUGUCUCCAACAGCAGAGCAUGGUUCUCGGCAGCCUUGUGUCCACAUGGUGCAUCUCCUGCCCCCACAGCUGGCUCUGCCUCUCUGCAUUGGGAUGUCUUUGGCAGCAUUAUUGUGUCACUGUCGCCUCUUUGACUCCUGGAAAGGUUGGGGCUUCAAGGCUUAUUCUGGCAAGAAUACUUCAGAGCCACUGCAUUGUUUUGCCAAGAUCUUAUUGCAGAUUAAGUAAAAAAUUUAGAUUCUAAAUUACAUUUAAAUUUGUAUGUCAUGUUUUUUAAAAUUGUAUCCGAUGCAUAGUUACUUUAGAAGCACACUGGUUAACGGUUUUCACCUCUUUAACUUGGUAAGCCCUCGAGACUGACAGCCCUCCUACGCUGAUUGCUCUCACUUGCUUCUAUGUGUAUUUUGCUCAGCAUCUCCAAUUUCUCUGCUCUGGAAAAAUGGGGAAAAUGGUUAAACAUCCCAGAGAUUUGCAGUAUUCCAGCUCUAGGUGAGCAGAAGGACCAAAUACCCAAUAAAAGCAUCUGAACCGUCGGUAAUUCAGAAACAACUUCCCUUCAACUUAACGUGACCGGGCAUCUUCCCUCCCAGUGAGUAAUACUCAGGGUACGUGCUUCAAAUGUCCAGAAGCCUACUCCUUUCUGAAAGCCCUCGUUGGGCCAGGUUAUGAGGAGGUUUCAAAUCUGCUGGUCCGGGCUUUGUCUUCUGCAAGCGUUCAAAUGUGGAGGGAAGCCCUGUACCAACACCUCCUAUCGGAAAGAGGGUUUUUGCCCUUCCUGUUCCAUUGGGGCCAAUGUUAGAUUCUCUGUCCAAGGGUGGGGAGGGGACAGGAGGUGAGGAGGAAAGAGGGCAGCCUGACUAGAGGUCCCAUUGAAUCUGGUACUUUCUGCACUACCUGUGAAACUCACCUUUGCUUGAGGGAUUGGAGUCUCAUGACAACUGAUAAAUCUUGUACACGCAGAAUCCACCAGCCGUUUUAGGACGUGGCCUCCUGCUUGCAAAUAUGCUAGAGAAUGAGUCUGUAAUUGAAAGAAAAACGUGUUCAUCUGCUCCUUAGAGUUGAGCACACACCUGAAGGGGAGGUUUUGGGGAACGCGGUGGCCAUGCGUGGUCUGUGCCUGUAACACUUCCCACUUACAUUGUUGGCCUGCAUUGCUGGGGCCGCAUGCCCACCCUGCUUUGUUUGGCUAAUAGAAUGUUUUAGAAUAUUGUGGAUGUAAAUGUCCUUGGGCAGGGCAUUCAGUCUCCAAUUUCUACAGCGACCACCUACCCACCAUCUUCACAUUUACGUUGGCCAUCCUGAUGUACAAAGUAUAAGGACAGUAGAUAUUGCCCAUAUCACAGUGGGGGACAAGGGAGACCCCCCCCCCAACUGGUUUUGGUAAAGUAUCUAGCAUGGUUCACAGAAUCAUGGGAAAUGGCUCCAGUCUCUGUAAGCAAUUUUUAUUCUCGUUCUCACUAGGGAAUUAAACUUAGAUUCAUUGAUACAGAAUCUUUCUUAAGAGGGUUUCAAACGUUAACUUUGAGGAAGUUUCUUGUGGUUGAUCAAAGCAAGAGAAGUGGCUUAACCAGGCCAGCUAGAAUGAAGCAUCCUGGGUCCUGAUGGUUUCCCAUUUUCAUGGUAACAAAUUCACACACGGGAUUUGCUUUAUGCUGUAGCAUACUGACUUUCAUGAUGACAACUUGGUUUAUGCAUGAAUAUUGCAGUAUUUCCAUAUAGUAAAAUAACAUUUCUGCCCAGGAUAAUAGUCACAGUUUUCCAGGGAGGGAAUGGUAUAAUUUUCAUGACAAUGUCAUGUGAUGAUAGAAUUUCUCCAUUGAUGAAUCUCUAGUAUGUGUGUAUACUUUAUUUACCCAUGCGUAUAUCUUAUGUCCAUGAGCUAAGUUGUUUUUUCUUUAAUUCGUGUCCCUGCUGAAAUAUUAGUACUAGCAACUUAGGCUUGAAGUUGGCAACUCCAAUCUUCCAUAAUAUUGAUGCCACAAGAGUGGCCAAGCCAGGUAGAAGGUGAAUAAGGAAGGAUCUGUGGCGGAGACCUCAUUCUGGAACCUGUGUGGCGUGAGGACAGGCGGCUUCCUGCUGGUGGCUGUGUUGGGGUGCACACUCGGCUGCACACACCAAGCCUAGUGUGGCUGUUGCUGGAAGCCUUGUGUGCACACCCAGCCAUGCCCACUGGACACCGUGGUAGCCCUGCACAUGUGCCUGAGCUUUCACAGGACCCAGCGAGCCGCCCCUUGGCUUUAGAGAAGAGCCUGGGGUUUCUUAUGCUGUGGGUAUUGUUCUCUGUCCCCUUAUGCACAGAGAACAGGACAUCUCCCACCUUCCACCCCUCCUGCAGUCACAACUGGAGUGGUGCAAGAAUGCCGCCCGUUUUUGCCAGCGUUCAGCUUCUGCCCGUGGACCUGUAAAGCACGUUAGCGCUGGGGAGCCCCUUUCAGCAGCCUCACACACAUUCCUGUCCUUCUAGGCUGUUCUUGGCUCUGCCUCGUCAUCAUUGUACAUAAGUAACGUCCAGCGUCCUUACAAUCGCUGUGUGUGUCCCCCGGCACUUAGGACCCCCGACCAGCGUUGCCAUCUUACUGACAGUUCAAGGGGAUACCCUUUUUCGUUCAUUCAUAAUGACCUUUGUUUGACACAUUAACACAUUUCUGACUGUUCUUAAAACAGUGGGGAUGCUUGUGUUUUCCUUGAGUUUUUGUGACUGACUUUGGCUAUGUACCUUUCUGGGAUUUUGUUUGUUUUUAUUUCGCACACCGAGGGUAUCUGGGGUGGGGUUGUUUUUCGAGAUGUGUAAUUCUUUUAUGGAGUUUUUAAAAAGAAUUUUCAUAUUGUUUUUCUAACAUGGCUUCAUUAAACGUUUAAGUAUUUUAAAAAUAUGUACUAUUUGGACCAGAUGUUGUGAAUAAUAGUAGAGAUAAAGCUAUUUUAUUCUGUAUUUUUAAAACUGUUCCGUAUAAAUAAAAGCUCUCCUGGACGCGGC